This is a messenger RNA of Balaenoptera ricei (Rice's whale), 2139 nucleotides long. RefSeq names its product zinc finger protein 614 (gene ZNF614). Gene Ontology annotation, biological process: regulation of transcription by RNA polymerase II. The coding region runs from base 77 to 2056 and encodes 659 amino acids. NCBI's taxonomy places the organism in Eukaryota, Metazoa, Chordata, Mammalia, Artiodactyla, Balaenopteridae. Gene Ontology annotation, molecular function: DNA-binding transcription factor activity; RNA polymerase II cis-regulatory region sequence-specific DNA binding. The record is from RefSeq and is a predicted model, not a curated record. The transcript is spliced from 4 exons.
UAACGCAGUUAGCACAGCAUUGUUGACCAUCCCUCGCAACCGGCAGGUAUUGAUAAAAGCAUUUAGAGGGCCAGGAAUGAUCUCGAUGUCUUCCUACAGCCUUUACGGCCCCCGCCCGUCGGAAACGCCGAGGUGGGCGGGGCCAUGUGACGUCAUAGAGCAGAGCGCGCGGUCGGAAUUCGGAAAUCCGGCAGCGCUCCAAGGUCCUUGCCAGAUACCCUGGUCCCAGCCGGUUCAGGAGGGCAUCCGAAUAGCAGGUGGACUCAGCCUUUUGUCGCUGCCAGUGGUGUCUGGAGGGGUUUGGGCUCAGGAAUUGCUGACACUGGAGGAUGUGGCUGUGGAGUUCAACUGGGAGGAGUGGCAGCUCCUGGAUCCUGCUCAGAAAGACCUAUACCGGGAUGUGAUGUUGGAGAACUUUAACAAUUUGGUGUCACUGGGGUAUCAAGCUACCAAAUCAGAUACACUCUCCAAGUUGGAACAUGGAAAAGAACCAUGCAUAACAGAAAAUGAAAUCCAGAAUAGAACCCGUCCAGGAAUUGGGAAAGUUGACAGUCAUCUGCCAGAGCACUCUCAAGACCAAAGACUUCCAAAGAGCCUGCAACAAUGCAGUGAACAGAAUGCAUUUAGAAAGAGUAUUCAUCUGAGCAAAACACGUUUAGCCCUAAUACAAAAUCAUACGUUUGACUUAUGUAGAAAAGCUUGGAAAUCAAGCUUAAGUUUAGUUAACCAGAAGAGAAGAUAUGAAAUAAAGAACCCUGUGGAGUUUAAUGGAGAUAAGAAAUUCUUUCUGCAUGGUGAUCGUGAACAGUUGUAUUCUGUAAUUGAAUUUCCUGACAGUAUAAAACACAUAAUUGCUAAGUUCCAAGUCCUUAAGCAUCAGAGGACUCACAAAAUAGAGAAAUCCCAGGCCUGCAUUGAAAGUGAGAAAACAUGCAUCAGGAAAUCUCAGCUUAUUUCUCAUGAGAGCAUUCAUAUAGGAGACAAACUCCAUCGGUGUGAUCUGUGUGAGAAAUCCUUCUCCAGAAAUGUCACGUUCACUAAACAUCAGAAAACUCAAACACAAGACAAACCCCAUUUAACCAGUGAAUGCAGAAAAGUCUCUACUGUGAAGAGCAGUCCCACUGUACAUCAGCAAACCCAAACAGGAGAGAAAUCCUAUAUAUGCAGUGAGUGUGGAAAAGGCUUCACAGUGAGGCGCUAUCUGAUUGCACAUCAGCGAACUCACAGUGGAGAGAAACCUUAUGUGUGCAGUGAAUGUGGGAAAGGCUUCACCGUGAAGAGCAAUCUCAUUGUGCAUCAGCGCACUCACACAGGGGAGAAACCCUAUGUAUGCAGCGAGUGUGCGAAAGGCUUCACUAUGAAGCGCUAUCUUGUUGUACACCAGCGAACUCAUACUGGAGAGAAACCAUAUUUGUGCAGUGAAUGUGGGAAAGGCUUCACCGUGAAGAGUAAUCUCAUCGUACAUCAGCGAUCUCAUACAGGGGAGAAAUCUUACAUAUGCGGUGAAUGUGGGAAAGGCUUCACUGUGAAACGCACUCUCAUUAUACAUCAGCGAACUCACACGGGAGAGAAAUCUUACCUAUGUAACGAAUGCGGAAAAGGCUUCACCACAAAGCGCACUCUUGUUAUACAUCAGCGAACUCACACAGGAGAGAAACCCUAUGAAUGCAGUGAGUGUGGAAAAGCCUUCAGCCAGAAGAUAUGCCUCAUACAACAUGAGAGGUGUCAUACAGGAAAGACGCCCUUUGUAUGUACUGAGUGUGGAAAAUCCUAUUCCCACAAGUAUGGUCUCAUUACCCAUCAGAGAAUUCACACAGGAGAGAAACCCUAUGAGUGCAAUGAAUGUGGAAAAGCCUUCACCACGAAGUCAGUACUCAAUGUACAUCAAAGAACUCACACAGGAGAAAGACCAUAUGGAUGCAGUGAUUGUGAGAAAGCCUUCUCCCACUUGUCAAACCUUGUUAAACAUAAGAAAAUGCACAUAAGAGAAAUGAGUAGAUUCAGUCAAGUUGGAAAUUCCUUUAACAGAGAGGCACAGCUCAUUACUUACGAUUGAACAAGAGCCCUGUUAAUGCAGUGACUGGGGAAAUGCCUUCUGUGGCAGCUAAGACUUUGUUUAAACACCAGUGUUUCUAGCAG